This is a messenger RNA of Bactrocera tryoni, 14418 nucleotides long. RefSeq names its product fat-like cadherin-related tumor suppressor homolog (gene kug). The record is from RefSeq and is a predicted model, not a curated record. Gene Ontology annotation, biological process: homophilic cell-cell adhesion. Gene Ontology annotation, molecular function: calcium ion binding. NCBI's taxonomy places the organism in Eukaryota, Metazoa, Arthropoda, Insecta, Diptera, Tephritidae. Bases 16 to 14214 code for a protein of 4732 amino acids. The transcript has 22 exons. Gene Ontology annotation, cellular component: plasma membrane.
UACAAAAAAUUCUUAAUGAAUUACAAAAAAGGAAAAGGAUUAUGCCAUGUAACUUGUUCUUAUAGUAUUUGUAAUAUGAAGAUCAAACGCUAUGCAGUGUUCGUGACUCCAAAACAGCCCACGUCCUUAUGGACAAUUCUAAUAAUUUGGUUUUGCCUAUUGCAACCAACUUAUCUGAAAACGGAUGUACCCGAACCAACAGAGCAAAAACAUCAGCGCAUACACCAUCAUCAAAGAAGUGAGGCGACAUCACUGCAUGUCACAGCAAAUUAUAUCACGUUAAAUAAGUACAAAUUCCGACACAAAUUGUACAAUGCCACCAUACCCGAGAACAGUGUAGGCAAAACAUAUGCGAUACCAUUGGCGCGUGAAGACAUUAUGGGUAUUGCCAUUAUACCGGGUGCCGAGGUUAAGUAUCGCAUCGUAGCAGGAGACCGUGACAAGCUAUUUAAAGCUGAAGAGCGUUUAGUUGAUGAUAUUGCAUUUCUAGCGAUACGCACAAGAACUAGUAAUGUUGUGCUAAAUCGAGAAAAGAAUGAGGAGUAUUUGUUGAAAGUGAGAGCGAUGAUCAAAUAUAAUCUAGGUGAUGAUUAUAUCAGUGAUGAGACGGAAACAACUGUACAUAUACGUGUAUUGGAUCGCAACGAUUUGAGUCCGCUCUUCUAUCCCAUUGAAUAUGCACAAAUCGUUCCGGAGGAUAUGCCAAUACAUAGAAGUAUAUUGCGUGUUACAGCCGAAGAUGCCGAUUUGGGUGUUAAUGGCGAAAUAUACUAUAGUUUUCUUAUCGACAAUGAAUACUUUUCGAUACAUCCCACGACUGGAGUAAUUACAUUAAAUAGGCAGCUAAGAUAUACAGAAAGUUCUCAUUAUAACUUAACAGUGCUUGCGAAUGAUCGCGGCUCAGCCAUUAAUCAUUACAAUCAUCAAUCGAGUAAAGCGAAAGUUUCCAUAACCGUAGAACAAGUUAAUUUACACACUCCAGAAAUAUAUUUUAAGACUUUUUCUAGUAUAACCUCGAAUUUUAGUUCGAAUAUUUAUGGUAUAGUUAAGGUUAGCGACAAUGACACUGGUAAACAUGGGGAAAUAAAUAAAUUGCAAAUUGUUGAUGGUGAUCCCGAUGGAAAUUUCGUUAUAACACCAACACAUAAUAUCGGUGAAUAUUUCAUUGAAAUAAAUAAAUUUGCAAAACUAAACGAUUCCAUAAAAUAUAAUUUAACCUUACGUGCCGAAGAUAAGGGAGUGCCCAUGCGGCAUUGUUACAAAACCAUUCCAGUACACUUUAUUAAGGAAAGAAAUAACGCACCAGUAUUUACUAAGCAUUUAUAUGAAAUCUCAAUAUCCGAAACUUCGCCACCAAAUAUGCCAGUGAUCAGGCUGAAAGUGACUGACCCCGAUUUAGGUAAGAAUGCCAUGGUCUAUUUGGAGAUAGUUGGAGGAAAUGAGGGUGGUGAGUUUCGAAUAAAUCCUGAUUCAGGCAUGCUGUACACACAAAAGCCACUCGAUGCCGAAAGCAAAUCCUUCUACACGCUCACCGUAUCUGCAAUUGAUCAAGCUAAUCUCGGCUUUCGUAAGCAGUCGUCGGCGAAGGUGAAAGUUAAUAUACAGGAUAUGAAUGAUAAUGAUCCGUUAUUUGAGCCGAUGAACACGACCAUCGAAUUAGAUGAGAAUGAAUUGGCCGGCACUUUUGUUGUAAAAUUAACAGCGCGUGAUAAGGAUAGUGGAGAGAAUGCAUACAUAUCAUAUAGUAUAGCUAAUCUGAAUGAGGUUCCCUUUGAAAUAGAUCAUUUUUCGGGGGAGCUUAAAACAACAACAUUAAUCGAUUACGAAACCAUGCGAAGAACGUAUGUGCUCAGCGUACGCGCAUCAGAUUGGGGCCUGCCAUAUCGACGACAAACUGAAUUGGAGCUCUUAAUCAAAAUUAGAGAUAUUAACGAUAACCGUCCACAGUUCGAGCGUGUCAACUGUGUUGGAAAAGUUUUGCGUAAUAUACCCGUUGGUACGGAAAUAUUCACGCUUUCGGCCAUAGAUUUUGAUGCUGGUGAUUUCAUUACCUAUCGUCUCAUAUCGGGUAGCGAAGAUGGCUGUUUUAAUCUUGAUCCAACUACAGGAGUACUAUCGAUUGGUUGUGACUUGACUGAUGUUUCAGCAACAACGCGUUACAUAAAUGUAUCUUCCACUGAUGGCACACAUUUCUCGGACGAAAUGAAUAUGGUCAUUGAUAUUGUUGGUGAUGAGAAGAAUGUCUUCAUGGAGCAUAUCGAUAUGUUCAGUGGUUAUGGUAGCUUUGAAUGCCGUGAAACCGGUGUUUCCAGACGACUAGCUGAGAACUUGGCGGCGGCGGAACGCAAUAAUGCAAACGUACAUGAGAAGACCUACAUAAAUGACCUGGGGUUGACGCCUAGUCGUUAUGGCGAGAAUAUGCAUGCGCCAGAAUUCAUAGACUUCCCUAGUGAACUACGACUGAACGAAAGCAUUGAGUUGGGCGAAACUGUGAUGUGGAUAAAGGCUAGAGAUCGUGAUUUAGGUUAUAAUGGAAAAUUAGUUGUGGCUAUUUCGGACGGUGAUAAUGAUUCGGUAUUUCGCAUCGAUCCUGAUAGCGGUGAACUGCAAAUAAUUGGGUAUCUCGAUCGUGAACGACAAGAUGAAUACGUGUUGAAUGUAACUGUUUACGAUCUUGGCCAGCCGAAAAAGUCUCAAUCAAAAUUGUUACCCGUUUUCAUACUCGAUAGCAACGAUAAUCGACCGGUUUUCCAAAAGUCGCUAGCAACAUUUCAUCUUCCAGAGAAUGCUUUUAAUGGCACUUUGAUAUUUUGCUUAAACGCUUCGGAUGCGGAUAUAGAAGAAAACGCAAAAAUUGCCUACUUCAUGCAGACGGAAACGAAAGAUUUCUUCGUGAACAUCAGCACCGGUUGUAUAUAUUUAGCCAACGCGUUGGAUCGGGAAAAGCUGGACAAUUAUGAACUGCACAUACUAGCCAAAGAUAAUGGUGAAUUAGCACUCACAGCCGAAGCUGUGAUAAACAUAUUGGUCGAGGAUAUCAACGAUAAUGCGCCCAUUUUUGGUGUACAGGAAUUCAUUUUUAAAGUGCGUGAGGAUAUACCUCGCGGUACAGAGGUGGCGGCAAUCGAAGCAACAGACAUCGAUAUCGGUCCGAAUGGUGAAAUAUUCUUCUCAAUAAAGGAAGAGCUGGCGGUUGAAGAGCUGUUCAAAAUUGACAAACACACCGGUGUCAUACAUACUUUAGGCUAUUUGGAUUACGAGAAACGACAAGUGCAUAAUUUAAUAGUGAGUGCGAUAGAUCGCGGUUCACCAUCUUUAACAACCGAUAUGCCUGUGGUGAUUGAGAUUAUCGAUGUGAAUGAAAAUCGUUUCGCACCUGAAUUCGACGAUUUUGUCUAUACAGGCCAUGUGAAAGAAAAUCUGCCGUCACGCAGUUUUGUAAUGAACAUAACCGCGAAAGAUGCCGAUAUAAAUGGACCAGAUUCGAAGAUCUCCUAUAGUAUACGCGGUGGCGAUGGUAUCGGUGUGUUCACAGUAAAUGAUGAAGGUGUCAUACGCACAUUAUCCCAUUUGGAUGCUGAAACAAAAUCCAGUUAUUGGCUUACGCUUUGCGCUCAAGAUAAUGCAAUAAUACCUUUGAGCAGUUGUGUGCAGGUCAACAUUCAGGUGGAAGAUGAAAACGACAAUGUGCCAUUAACUGAUAAACCAGUCUACUACGUAUCUGUCUUGGAAGGUAGUCCAGAGAACACACCCGUCAUACAAUUAAACGCUUUCGACAGCGAUAAGAAUCCAGCACAGUUUUUUACUUACCGGAUAACUUCGGGAAAUCCGGAAGGAUUUUUUGAUUUAAAUUCAACAUCAGGGAAUUUGAUAACUACGGAGAGAAAACUAGAUAGAGAAAAUCAAUCAGAGCAUAUACUAGAGAUCUCCAUUACCAAUAACGGCACUCCAGCACUAACUUCAACAACGCGUGUCGUUGUUUCAGUUGUAGAUAUCAACGAUCACAGUCCUGAAUUUGAGCAACGAUUCUACAAAAUUCAAGUACCUUCUACAGUAGACAUAAACGAAACAGUUUUCCAGGCACGUGCCAUUGAUAAUGACAUCGGUGAGAAUGGGCGCAUUACUUAUUUCAUAAAAUCUGGCAAGGGUAAAAACCGUUUUCGCAUGGACCUAGACACUGGUUUUAUUUACUUAACGAAACCAUUGGAAGUGGACGCCGAAUAUGAUUUGAAUAUACGAGCUGAAGAUAAUGGAAAUCCGAAACGUAACCAAAAUGCUAAAUUAAAUAUAGUUGUCAUACCAGUAUCGACAAAUUCUCCGCAUGCGCCUAUUAUAAAAGAGGAAGAUAGUCGUAUUGAUGUAACUGAAAGUGAUCGGCCAGGAUUUUUAGUAGCACUAAUACAGGCGACCGAUGAAGACAACGAUCAUUUGUGGUAUAACUUAAGUGAUGGCAACGAACGCAAUGAAUUUUACAUCGGCAAGGAAAAUGGUCACAUAUUACUCUCGAAAAGUUUGGAUCGUGAAACUCAGUCAUCGUAUAAUUUGACAGUUACCGUCACCGAUGGCACACAUAUAGUUAAUACAAAUCUUUACAUACACGUUGUCGAUAUCAAUGAUAAUCGUCCACAGUUCACACAAGAUAUAUACUAUGUAAACAUAUCCGAGAAUAUCGAAGAGGAAGCCAUCAUAAUGCAAUUGCAUGCCACCGAUAAGGAUGAAGAUAAUAAGAUUUUCUAUACGUUACAUGCCGCACAAGAUCCAACAUCACUGUCAUUAUUUCGCGUUGACUCCAUCAGUGGCAAUGUCUUGGUGAUAAAACGUUUGGAUUAUGAAAAAAACAGGUAUCACACACUGAUAGUGAUAGCUAAGGAUCAAGGUACUCCAGCCAAACGGAAUUAUGCAAAAAUCGUGAUAACUGUACACGAUCAUAAUGAUCAUCAUCCAGAAUUUAUGAGCAAAAUCGUACAAAGUAAAGUACCAGAGAGUGCGGCGAUCGGUUCAAAAGUGACUGAAUUGACAGCAUUAGAUUUGGACAGUGGAGCAAAUGCUGAAAUAACGUACUCCAUAAUAACUGGUAAUGUUGGCAAUACUUUUGAAAUAGAACCCACAAUGGGUGUGGUUACGAUUUCGAAAAAUUUGAAUAUCAAUAAAAUGCAAGAGUAUAUGUUGCAAAUUAAGGCCACAGAUCACGGCGAGCCGCCACUCUCCUCACAAAUGCCACUUCAUAUCAUCGUAACUAUGUCCGAAAAUGAUCCACCUAUCUUUAUGGCACCACUUAACGUGAUUGAGAUCUAUGAAAAUAUUCCAGUGGGUGCAUUUGUUUGUCAAGUGGAGGCACGCUCUUCCUCGUCUGUGUUCUACGAGGUGGCGGAUGGUGAUGAAGGCCAACGUUUUCGUAUCAAUCCCUCAACUGGUGUGAUAACAGCGAAUGACAUCAUUGAUUAUGAGAAGAAUAAAUCUUUCAAUCUCACUAUUAUUGCAACAAACAUGGCAUCAGCUACUUCCACGCACAGUAUUAUCAUACAUAUUUUAGAUAUAAACGACAAUGAACCAUACUUCGAGAAAAAUGCAUAUAAUGGAACUAUUUCAGAGAUUGCCAAAAUUGGUUCUUUCGUUUUUCAAAGAAACGAUCCACAAAACAGGCCACUGCUUGUCACAGUCAAGGACUUGGAUGAGGGUGUAAACAGUAUGAUUGAAUUCAAAAUUUUAAACAAUCAAGCAAAAGAAUAUUUUGAAAUCGAUUCAUCUACGGGCGCUAUUAAGCUUAUAAAGCAAGUUGACUACGAAAUGAAUAAAUAUUUUCGACUUGACGUAAUGAUCAAUGACUUGGGCGCACCAAAAUUAUAUGCCAAAUGUCAUUCAACUAUACAUAUCAGUGUUGAAAAUAUCAAUGAUUGCCCGCCGGUUUUCGCCAAGAACUACACAAAUGUCACCCUGUAUCACCCCACAUAUGAGAAUAUCAUAAUAACCGAAAUGAAUGCUACCGAUGCCGAUUUGGAUGAAAAUACAAAAAUCCGUUAUGAUAUUAUAGAUGGGAAUGCAGAUGGUUGCUUUGAGAUUGAUGCGGUAACGGGAAUCAUGACCACCAAGGACAUAACGCAUUUGGAUACCUUUUAUACGCUUCACAUUAGAGCUUCCGAUGGCCUGUACUCAGCCAUAGCACAAAUUGACAUUAACAUUGAAACCUUGUCCACACCGGGCUUUGUAUUCCAAAAACCUUCGUACAUAUUUUCAACAAUCGAAAAUUCUUCCAAAAUCGUAACCGUUGGACUAGUUAAUGUUGUGGGUAAUCUAUUGCACGAGAAUGUCGAAUUUAGUAUUUUAAGUCCAACGAAGAUGUUCAUAAUCGGCAAGACAUCGGGUGCAAUCAAAACAACAGGGUUACCUUUUGAUCGUGAGAGUCAAGACAGUUACACAAUAGUAAUUGAGGCACGUUCCUUACUGCUCUACGAAAAAUUCAAGCAAAUGCGUCGUGCUAUUGUGCGUGUAGAUAUUUCCAUAUUAGAUGUAAAUGACAAUUGUCCUAUCUUCGUGAAUUUGCCUUAUUAUGCUACACUAUCGGUGGACGAUGCCAAAGACACCAUCAUAACUAAGGUUAAGGCUGUUGAUCUUGAUAGCUAUGAAAAUGGUGAGGUGCGAUACGAAAUGAAGAAGGGAAAUGGUGAACUCUUCAAGGUUGAUCGUAAAUCGGGCGAAUUAGUGUUGAAGCAAAUUAUUGAUGGUAGUACUAGAGUUUACGAUUUAAUUAUCGCUGCUUAUGAUGGUGCGAUAUCACCUUGUUCCACUGAUGCAGCCGUUAACAUAAAGGUGGUUGAUCGCUCGAUGCCAACAUUCGAUAAGCAAUUUUACUCAGACGUUGUGAAAGAAAAUGCAGAAUUGUUUUCAGCGCUCUCCAUUGCAAUACAGGCGGAAAGUCCACUCAAGCGAAAACUAAUUUACACAAUAUCAAUUGGAAAUGAGGAUGAAGUAUUCGAAAUAGAUUACAGAACUGGCGUUAUUUACAUUGUUAACGAAUUGGACUAUGAGACGAAACAAAGUCACGAAUUUCUGGUACGUGCAACGGAUUCAUUAUCUGGUAUCUUUGCCGAAGUUACAGUAUCGAUAAUAGUCGAAGAUACUAAUGAUUGCUAUCCAACAAUUGAGCAGGACAAUUACAACAUUACCAUAUCGGAGAAUUUGUUGAUCGGUUCGCAAAUAAUGAAAGUGAAUUCAUCUGAUUGUGAUGCGAAUGCAAAUAGUGAAUUGUCGUAUAUCAUUGACAGUGUUGAUGGUAAAAAUAACUCGGCACUAUUUUAUAUAGAUAUAGCAGAAGGUUAUUUAUAUCUAAAAAGUAAUUUAGACGCCGAAGAAAGCACCUCUCAUCACAUAAUUUUAAUUGUAAGAGACCAUGGCACGCCGUCUUUGAGUUCAAAAGCAAAUGUUUGGAUCACUGUGAAGGAUCUUAAUGAUAAUUUCCCCAAAUUUACGGAAGCUUCAUUUUCAUGCCGUUUGUCAGUGAAUGCGCAACGUGGCCAAUUCGUUAUCAAUGCAAAGGCAUACGAUCCCGAUCAUGAGGACAACGAAAGGCUUAAAUAUCGAAUUAUCGACGGCAAUGAGUUGCAAACGUAUACAAUUAAUGAAAAUAAUGGAGUUAUCACACUACAAAAUAUGCAAAAUUUCACUGAUCACCAUCAGACUUUGUUAAAUGUAUCCGUUAGUGAUGGCGUUCACACGACAUUUGCCAGAGUUAAGAUAAUAUUAAUGCCAGAGAAUAAUCAUGCACCUAAAUUUUUGAAAUCGGUUUAUGAAGCAAGCGUGAAGGAAAACGAAGGAGCUGGAAAGAAUAUUGCUUUGCUUCAAGCACACGACGCUGACUUCGGCAGAUUUGCAAAACUCACCUAUGAUUUUGUUUCAGAAGAAUUCAAAGAGUAUUUUGAAAUUGAUAACACUAACGGUUCUAUAACAACAAAAGUCGCAUUUGAUCGAGAACAACGUGCUUUCUACGAUGUUUUGGUGAGGGUAUCUGAUGAGGGUGGCAAAGCCGAUUUCACUCUAUUGAAGAUUAAAGUCGAAGAUGUCAAUGACAAUAGUCCGCGCUUUUUGGUCAAAGAAUAUAAACUCGUGGUUAAAGUCAAUACGACAAUCAAUUCAACAUUGUUGAAGGUGAAAACAAUUGAUAUGGAUGAAAAUGAAAAUUCGCAAAUAAAAUACACAAUUGAUGAAUCAACGGUGUCCGAAACAUACAAAGAUACUUUCAUGAUCAACGAAGUCGACGGAAGUUUGAGCCUAAUCAAAAAUAUCACUGAAUUCGCCAACAAUGUUGCACAGUUCUUCGUACGCGCCAUGGACUAUGGUAGUCCACAAUUUCAUAAUGAUGUGCCUGUUACAAUACAAUUUAUCAGUGCCGAUGUAGCAGUGCCAGAGUUCGAAAAUGAUGCUUUUGAAUUUUAUGUUUCGGAAUCAACACCACCUGGUUCGGUAUUAACAAAGCUACGCAUUUCUGGCAAUUAUUCGGUGAAAUUUACGAUACCUAUUGAAAGUCGAAAGUUUUCCAUUUCGGAGAAUGGUGAAGUGAUACUGAUGCAGACGCUCGAUCGCGAGGUUAACGAUAUGCACUAUAUGAUUGCUUUGGCGGAAACGGAAACAAUACCGCCAUUAUUUACAUUUUGCGAAAUUUAUAUACACGUGCUGGAUGAAAACGAUAAUUCACCCAAAUUUGAUAGUCGCGAAUACAAUGUGAAUAUAGCUGAAAAUAUCGAUAAAGUCGCAUCAAUCAUUAAAGUGACCGCCACCGAUAUGGAUAUAGGUUCAAACGGUGAUAUACGUUACUAUCUAGAGGAUGAAACGAAUACGGCAUCGAACGUGUUUGAUAUCGAUAUCUACACCGGAUGGAUAACACUGCUCAGUAUGCUGGAUCGCGAAACGCAAUCGGAAUAUCACUUUAAUGUACUUGCCACCGACAACGGGCAACCGAAACAUGUUUCGAAAGUGCCGGUGUCUAUAAAGAUAAUCGAUUAUAACGAUAAUCCCACCUCUUUCAAUCAGGAGAAAUGCGAGAUAUCGGUGCAUGAGAACGCGCUGCCCGGCAAAAUUUUGAAAUAUUUCCUCAUUACCGAUCUAGAUUCGGAGAAGAGCAUAACUAGUUAUUAUAUAAUGUCUGGCGAUAUAUAUUCACAAUUCCAAAUUGGCAAAACUGGCGAACUGUUUGUUGCGAAAUCUUUGGAUAGAGAAGCCAUUCCAAUAUAUAACUUAAAUGUGCUCGUUACCGAUGGCAAAUUUGUAGCCACCACCGAGGUUACCAUAACGGUGCAGGAUGUAAAUGAUAAUGUGCCAGUUUGCAUGACGCCGCGUUACAAUUUGAGAAUAAACGAGACGGUGAUGACCGGUACGCCACUAAUACAAAUUGACGCACUAGAUAUCGAUGAAAAUGGCAACAGUCAGUUGCGUUACUAUCUAACUGGAAAUCGAUCUGAUGAUUUCUUCAUCGAAAAAGAUAGCGGCACAUUGCGCGUGGCCAAAACUAUUGACCGUGAAACACAUGCUAAAUAUAUUCUAACGGCGCAUGUGCAGGAUGGUCAAGAGCUGUCACAAGAAUGCACUUCCGAACUAAUCAUCAAUGUUAACGAUCUCAACGACAACCGACCGGAGUUCUCGAUAGCACAGUAUAUUGUAAGCAUACCAGAGGAUGCCCCUAUAGGCACUAUUGUGACAAAGGUGCAUGCAACAGAUAAGGAUUUUGGUUUAAAUCGUAAGAUUGUUUACUCUUUUGUCGAAGAACAGCCGAAUUUCAGUAUAUCGCGAAGCAGUGGUAUUAUAAAAUUAACGAAGAACUUAGAUCGAGAAAGCAUUUCGAUAUUCAAUGUGUCCAUUAAGGCAGUGGAUAGUGGUAAUCCAAAACAGUUAUCUAUUACACGACUUAUACUCAAUGUUCUCGACAUUAACGACAAUCCACCGGAGUUCAAUACAAGGGAGUACAAAACGUACGUAUACGAGAAUGCCACAGUCAAUACAGAAGUCGUGCGCAUUUUCGCCACUUCCAAAGAUAUCGGCGUCAACGCGGAAGUGUUGUAUUUCAUUAUGGGUGGAAAUGAGCUUAACAAAUUCAGCAUCGAACCAAAAACGGGCAGCAUAUUUGUAAAUGACGAUUUGGACUAUGAACGCACAAAGACAUAUUUCUUAACGGUACAAGCAAUCGAUGGUGGUACGCCGCCCCUCAGUAAUGUGGCUUCGGUAAAUAUCUCGGUAUUGGAUGUCAAUGAUAAUGCACCGAAAUUCACACAGAACAUGUACCGCGCGAAGGUGCGUGAAGAUGUCUCGAAAAUGCAAAAUAUACUGCAAGUACUGGCCACUGACGAGGAUGCGGGACAAAAUGGCAUUAUACGUUAUAACAUAGAGCGCGGCGAUCAUUUGAAUCAAUUCGCCAUUGAAGAUUUCUCCGGCCAGUUAACUGUGAUAAAUGCAUUGGAUCGUGAACUGAACGCCAAUUAUUUGUUGGAGAUCAAAGCCUGCGACAACGGUUUACCGGAACAGUGUAGCUAUGUGCGCAUUUAUGUAGACAUUUUAGAUGUGAACGACAAUCCACCGCUUUUCCGCAUGCAGAACUAUAGUGUGGUGUUGCAAGAGAACAAACCGUUGGGCUACAAUGUUCUGCUCUUCGAAAUCAGCGACGCCGAUGAGGUGCCCAAUACUGCACCCUACACUUUCGAUUUGCGCAGAGGUAAUGAAGGUGGUUUCUUUCGCAUCGGACAAGAUGGCUGGUUGCGGACGGCGGCACGUUUCAAUCACAAAAUUUGCGAUAUCUUCACGCUGCAAGUGCGCGUCUUCGAUAACGGCACGCCGCCGCUCUACUCUGACGCCUGGGUGCAUAUACACAUUAUUGAAGAGAGUCAGUAUCCGCCGGUCAUAACUCCUUUGGAGGUGACAGUGAAGUCAUACGAUGACGAUUACAUAGGUGGUUUUCUCGGUCGUGUGCAUGCGAGCGAUCAGGAUAAAUAUGACAAUUUGUUGUAUGCACUGGCGCCAACCCAUGGUGAAUUGUUCAUGACAAAACAGCUCUUUAACAUAUCACAAAAUAAUGGUUCACUCUAUGCAAUCAGCAAUCUGGAUAUUGGCUUGUAUCGAAUUAACGUAACCGUUAACGAUGGCAAAUUUACAGCACAUGCGUUGGUCAAGCUGAAUGUGGAACUCAUAACAGGUGACAUGACGCGUAAUGCGAUUGUCAUAAGUUUUCGUAAAAUUACACCCGAAGCAUUUAUAUUAAGUCACCGUAAAGGUUUCAUUCGGGGUUUACGCGCUAUACUACGCUGCCGUCAAAAGGACAUCACAAUAAUCUCUAUACAAACAUCGAAUAGCCACACGGCGUACAAGGAGCCACAAGAAUCGGAGAGUGUCAUGCUGGAGCGUAGUAAGCGCCAACAACCCACACCUGUUGAUAAUCUGAAUAUUUUAUUUGCUGUACGUAAGCAACAAAUUACGCCCAGCUCCGAGGAGUAUUUCACCACAGCCGAAGUGCGUGCAGUGCUGGUGAACUUCAUCGAUGACAUUGAGGAUGCUACCAAUCUGGUGGUAGAGGAGAUUAUGUCGCCCACCUGCGCGCACAACACUUGCGUACAAGGAGACUGUUUUAAUCGCAUACGCCUAAAUAAACGUCAAUUGAAUACUUAUUCGACAGAUGUCGCCAGCUUCGCUUCGCCCACAUACAAGCAUGCCAACGAGUGCCAAUGCAAGCAAGGUUAUGGAGGUCGCAUUUGUAAUGAGCCAAUUAAUGCUUGCUCUUCCGAUCCAUGUCCGCUGGAGAAAACCUGCUGGCCCGCUAACACAACUACUGGCUACCAGUGUAUAUGUCCACAAGGUUUUACGGGACAUGCCUGUGAGAGCAAAUCGACAUUGACGAAAUGUCAACACGGUAACUGCAGCUCACGUUUCACUUCGGUUUCGUUCAGCGGUAAGAGCUAUGCGCAUUAUAAAAUUAAUAAGGCCGUUGCAAAAACUAUACUGGAGCAAGACUUUGUUUACUCGCUGAAGAUACGCACCGUUCAGCAAACGGGCACUCUACUAUUUUCCAGCGGCCGAAUUGAUUAUCACAUACUAGAAAUAUUUAAUGGCGCUGUGCAAUACCGUUACGAGCUGGGUUCGGGUGAGGGUAAAAUAUGUGUCUCAAGCAUUUACAUCGCCGAUGGCGAGUGGCAUACAAUCACUCUUGAGCGCAUAUUGAAUAGCGCCAAAUUGACAGUGGACAACAAACAUGUUUCGCAGGGUAGCGCGCCGGGUAUUAACGGCAUACUCAACAUACAGUCGAAUGAUUUAUUCGUCGGGGCCGAAGUUAAAGCACAUCCCACCAUAAUCGGCUUCGAGGAUAUACAGAAGGGUUUCAUUGGCUGCAUGUCAGACAUUAAAAUCGCAAUGGAGCCUUUGCCGCUAUACAUAUCGGGUGGCAGUUCAGUGGUGGCGCUCAAGCGUUUCACAAACGUCGAGUUCACUUGUGAUCCGACAAGUGUGCUCGUACAAUUGGGUAUUUGUGGUGCACAACCAUGUCUUAACGGUGGUAUUUGCAUUGACUUGGGUGAGAAUAAAUUCAAGUGUACUUGCCAUGCGCGUUUCACCGGUCAAACGUGUGAAAUUGAUAUGGAUCCUUGCGCUUCUGCUCCUUGUCUCUUUGGCGGACGCUGUGAAGUGCAUGAGUUCAGCAAUUAUAGUUGCACGUGCCCAUUGCACUUAUCGGGUCGUCGCUGUGAGUAUGGUAAAUAUUGUUCACCGAAUCCGUGCAAAAAUGGCGGUGUCUGCGAGGAGGGUGAUGGCACACCACAUUGCAUGUGUCGCGGCUACACGGGACCCACAUGCGAGAUCGACGUAAACGAAUGUGAUAAUCAUCCGUGCGGCAAUGGCGCAACAUGCAUCAAUGAAGCGGGUAGUUUCCGUUGUAUUUGUCCAUCUUAUCUGACGGGCGCCAGCUGCGGUGAUCCGCUAUAUUCCAAUUCGAUAUCAACAAAGUUGAGAAAUCUCUCGAUGGAACAGUUAGCUGGCAUUGUUGGUGGCAUUGUGUUCAUUAUUUUAGUAGUACUUGUUGCUUUUUGUUGUAUAGUUUUUCGUAAGAGCAACAAUACCAGUGUACAAAAUUCAAGUAAUAAAGAUCCAUACAAAGGUGAAAAUUUGAAUUCUCUAGUUUGUAAGGAGAAAUACGCCAAGAAUAUCGCUAAAAUGAGUAAUUUGGAAAUAAACCAACGACCGAUGAGUUAUACGGCGCCGACAAAUGAUAAUUUGUACUCGGGUCAUACAACCUUCGUAAAUAACUUGGACAUAUUGCGCAGUUACGGAUCAGCGGGUGAUGAACUAGAAAAUAUACCAUUCGAAUAUCAGAAGAUCAAUCGAAACAAUGAACAUGUGAAUCUAAAUGAUUCUGAUCCCAUACAGAAACGAGACUGGGUCGAGCAAAUGCAUUUGAAGACGUUUAGUGAAAAUAAGCUUAACAAUGAAAAAUUAGAUUAUACAGCUUUAAAAACCGGUUGUAGCAAAAUUAUGCAGGUAACAGUGCCAAAUGUUUGCCACUCACCAUACUCGGAUUAUCCAACGACCAAUCAUGGGCAAUACCAUUGGGAUUGUUCAGAUUGGGUGCGGAAGAGCCAUAAUCCAUUGCCGGAUAUAACUGAGGUACCUGGUGCUGAAAUUGCUGAUUCGUCGAGCUUCCAUAGUAAUGAUAGCAAUGAGUCUAAACCACGACGUACCUAUGCAGGGCAAAAUACGUGCAUUGGUGUUGAUCCUACACGAGAUAUUGUGACUUUAAAUGAAGACUUAACAUCCGAAUGCAUCGACUCCGAGUUAGAGAGUUGUAUGCGACCUUUCGAACUGCCGCUUAUAAAUCAUGAUGAUGUUUCAAGACUGAGCCCCCCAAUUAACUUUGAGAAUGAAGACUUCAUUACAAAUCCAGUGCCUUCAACAUAUGAUCCUAUGAACUCAUGUAAUGCAUACUUACGGCAUCCAGAUUCAUAUUUACCUUCAUUUAAUGUACCCAGUGAAACUGAAGGUGAAAGCUCAAGCACUGAGGUAUUUUCGAAAGCCACCAGCGAAAUGCUACCCAGAAGAAAGUUAAGUGACAAAUCGGAAGAAAUGUAUCUGUUUAGAAAUCUUCACUCGAAAAAUGGAUCAAAUAGCGACCUCUCGGUUCACUUAUGUGAAAUUGAAGAUUCCGAGUUAGAGGAGUUUUUACCAAGCUCAUCAAAAGACGUUAAUAAUAGAUAGAUAAAGGGACAUUCUUCGAUCGUAAAAACAUUUAAUUGUAUAAAAGAAAUAUUUUUAUAAGAACUUCAUACUUAAAAAAACGAAAAAAAAUACCGAAAAAUAAAUAGCGGUUAAAAGUUCAUCAAUAAUCUAUUUUUUUCUAUACUUUAUAAUCUCUACUAAUUUCUAGAGAAGUUUUAAAAUAUUUUUCUCAAGUACGAAUAA